AUGGCUUCCCAUAUGGAUAUUCACAGGGCAGUCCGCUCUCCCGUGACUUUGUUCAUUCUACUGUCGUAUCUCAUGAUGAUCCCAGGCGUCUUGGCGAUGAAUUUUGUGUCCCGUGAAGAGUGGAAGGCACGCGCGCCAAAGGAAGCCUACAAACCAAUCACGGAUGCCAAGGGCGUGAAGAACCAACACAUGGACGAAUCGCCAGAGGAUUACUUUGACAUUGCCUACAAUCUUGCAGUUUGCGAACAUGGCUACAUUUUCGAUGGCCGUGGAAAGGGCCAUCGCAGUGGCGCCAAUGGAAAUGUCCAGUUGAACUCGGAUCAUUAUGCUGUUCUCGCCUUUCUGGGAAAGCAAGGUGUCACGGAGCCUAGCGAUGCGCAGAUUACUGGGCUGCAGGAUUCGAUCGCAUACCUUCGACGCGCUGGGGCGGGUGAUGAGAUUAAGGGUCACCGAGAUGGUUACAAUACCGAAUGUCCUGGCGGUCCGCUAUACAAAUUGGUUAUUGAUGGUAGCCUGGACCCUGGUACACUGUGGGAUGGAGGGUCUCAUACAGUCCAGAAGGGAGAGGACUUGGAUACUAUAAGCUCCAAGUACAAUGUGCCGAAGCAGCAUAUCAUUUCCGCGAAUGAUCUUCAGUCCCCCUACCAUCUUACUGUCAAUCAGACCAUAGAGGUUCCUGCUCGCGGUGUGCCGCUCCCCCAGAGUGACAAUCGAUAA
Molecule: messenger RNA, 717 nt
Organism: Aspergillus bombycis
Lineage: Eukaryota; Fungi; Ascomycota; Eurotiomycetes; Eurotiales; Aspergillaceae
Product: N-acetylmuramoyl-L-alanine amidase
Exons: 2
Coding region: 1-717 (238 amino acids)
Biological process (GO): peptidoglycan catabolic process
Molecular function (GO): N-acetylmuramoyl-L-alanine amidase activity
Source: RefSeq, a predicted model, not a curated record